GCAUGACAAAGACCUUGCAACCAGAGUGCCAUUAUUUUGGCUGAGAUAUUUAGACUGGGGCAGAUACAAGGAUACAACGAAGUUUAUUAGAUCCAUGUGGAGUUUUUUUUACUGUCACACCGAAAUAUAGAGGACAAGUGCAAAUGCACACAAUUGAAGAGGAGACAAUGUUUCUUUGCAGGCCCUACUCAGGUCAGAGGUGAGAAGCGCAUGCCACCUCCCCCCUCUCCACCCCAAAUGGAAAAUCUUUCUGCUCUCCUGGCAUUCUGCGUCAGCAGGGAGUGAUGUCAUCGGAGAGCGGGGCUGGGCCUGACAGGCGCUCAGACGCCCUGGCCAGGGCGAAGGAGGACGGGGACCACAUGGGCAGAGAAGACCCACCGCCACUCAAGUCUCCAGAACACCAGGCCAAGGGUGGGGGAAACGACGAGAGCCGCGGCUUGGUGGCCAGCAGCCUGGACGGAGACCGGGCCCAGGGCCCUGGAGCCAAAGGUAAACAACAACAGGAGGAGGAGAGGGAGGCAGCUCUUCCACAGGAGCCCUUAGGGAGCCAGCCGUCGGGAACGGACCAGCCUGGGGAACAGGUGAAGCAGGCAGAUGGAGUUAGGCCAGAUGUUUGUCAGAAUGAGAAAGACUCUGAGGGCAGUGACAGUGGAAGACCAGGGCAGCAGAGAAGGUCCAGACUGCCAUACGGCUCGGACAGAGACAGCUACAAGAGGCCCAUGGAACCUCUGGGGCCUGGACCUUUCUUUUUCAUUGGAGGCGGAAACGGGGCACCCAUAGUGGCUGCAUACUGUGAGAACAAAGGCUGGCAACGUAUUUAUGACAGAACACGAGAGGACUACAAACUGAAAUGGUGUGAGACCAGAUCAAUGGCAACUUACUAUAACUUCAAGGAGGGUGAGCAGUUGCUGUUCCAGAUCCCAAACAAUAAGGUCCUGACCUCCAAAAUCGGACUCCUCAACAGCCUUAGGGAAUAUGACAGGGUCAGCAGCAAAGUGAAUUGUGGAAGAGGACUCAGAAGCCUAAAGAUGGAUGACUUCUUUCCCGCCACUUUUCGUAUGGAUGUGAAAGACGAAAGAGAAGCUUUUUUUGCUCAGCAGGAAAGAGCCUGCCAGGAGACCUGUGGCGUGUGGAUCUGCAAACCCACAGACUCGAAUCAGGGGCGUGGCAUCUUCUUGCUCCGCUCCCCAGAGGACAUCAGUGCCUUCCGCGCCCGGUUGCAGACCAGCGCCGAAAACCAGAGCAGCAGCAAGCUCUCCUUCCGUCUUCCACAGGCACAAAUUGUCCAGAAGUAUGUGCAGAACCCGCUGCUCCUGCAAGGCAGAAAGUUUGACGUAAGGUCCUAUCUGCUCAUCGCCUCCACCACGCCAUUUAUGGUGUUUUUCCGUCAUGGCUAUGUUCGCCUUACAUGUGACCUUUAUGACCCCAACUCUAAAAACCUCUCAGCUCACUUGACGAACCAGUACAUGCAAAAGAAGAACCCUCUGUACAGCGAACUGAAGGAGGAAACGGUGUGGUCAAUCGAGCGCUUCAACGAGUACGUCAAUAAAAACUUCACAGCCACAGGGCUCGCCAAGGACUGGGUGCAUGGUGCCUUCACACGCCGCAUGCAGCAGAUUAUGCUGCAGUGCUUCAUGGCGGUCAAAGCCAAACUGGUGCGCAAGCUGGGCUUCUUUGACCUGAUUGGCUGUGAUUUCCUGAUUGAUGAGGACUUCAAGGUGUGGCUACUUGAGAUGAACUGCAACCCAGCUCUUCACACCAACUGCAAAGUGCUAAAGGAAGUCGUACCAAACAUAGUGACAGAAACUCUGGAUAAUAUGGCACAAAGUGAUGGUGAGUGUUUUGCAGACCUGGCUCUGGAGAUUUUUGAGAAGUGUCGCUAUAGGAUGAAGCUGCAGCCCCUGGCCAGCCAAAGAGACUUUGUGUUGCUGUACCGGGCAGACGAAGUUCCAACACCCAGCCAGAAGAGCAAGGGAGCCAGUGUCCAGUUGCAGGCACCGAAGAGCUCCACAGUCCAGGGGAGCACCCGCCCUAGACCUCAGAGACCUGCUGCGUUGGACACGUCCUCAGGAGACAAGCCAGCAAGCGCUGGUUUAGCUUCCUCCCUCUGCCCAGAUAUGUUUGCAAGCGCCAGCCCUUGUACAUCCUCCUCCUCCCUAACAAGCACGGCCCCACAGGAGAAGCCCCCAGCCCAGGCCCUUUCUGCAGGCGCCAGACCCUCCGGGAUCUUGCCGGCGACCCAUGCAGCCCUCAUUGCCGGCAAGCCACAACCCCCCCGACCCCAGGUGCGUCCGCCCAGACCCAAGCCGGUGCCAGUGCGCGUGGAGCUCCGGCUCAAAACGUGCACUUGGCAGCGUCCGAAGGCGCCCUCGCAGGAUAACACUGGCCCCAGCGCCGCUGCCAAGCACCCUCAACACAGCAUCAUGGCGCUGUCUGUGCCCACGCUGGGUAACAAGCGCAGCUCCAUACCCUACCCCCGUAAGGCCAUCUCCAGGGACAGGAGGCCCGGCCAGGACCUGAAGAACAUGAAUCUGAGACUGACCAAACUCCCGCCAGGUCACAGCACCUGGUCGGAGGGGCUGGAAGUGAACAAGGCAGCGGGCACGGAUAGCGACAGCGACAGGACCGGACUGGGAGACAAGGGUAAGACCUCAGUGAAGACAUGACGACCUCCUCACCAGCUGCCUUGAGGCUGUGAUUGGACACAUGUGACCACGAAUGGCUGAGCUCCACGGGUUCAACUGUUCGUGUAUGCCGUUUUGGUGCUGUUCAUGUUCAUCACUGCGAUAAUGUUUUCAAGAUAAGGUUUUCCAAUAAACUGAAUAAACAAA
Molecule: messenger RNA, 2831 nt
Organism: Alosa alosa (allis shad)
Lineage: Eukaryota; Metazoa; Chordata; Actinopteri; Clupeiformes; Clupeidae
Gene: ttll10
Product: tubulin tyrosine ligase-like family, member 10
Exons: 12
Coding region: 285-2666 (793 amino acids)
Biological process (GO): protein modification process
Source: RefSeq, a predicted model, not a curated record